CAGGAUCCCAGGAUGCCAUUCGGCGGGUUUCCAAAGCCGCCGCUCGAGCUGGAGGAGAGUUUGACAGGAACUGCAGCCGGACGCCAACUUAACGCCGAUGGCAGCUCGCCGUCAGGACUAGAACUUCGGACCUUUUACCUUUCCGGGCAUCAGGCGUAUUAAAAAUCCAGCUUGAAAGAGAUAAUUGAUCGACUGCCUCUGUCCAUGUCGAAAAGAUUGAGGAGUAACGACAUCUGCGCCGACUGCAGCGUCUCCGAUCCUCGCUGGGCAUCAAUAAAUAGGGGUGUUCUGAUCUGUGAUGACUGCUGCAGUGUACACCGCAGUCUGGGCCGGCAUAUCUCUCAGGUACGACACCUGACACACACUCCUUGGCCUCCCACCCUGCUACAGAUGGUACAAACCCUUGUUAGCAAUGGUGCCAAUUCAAUCUGGGAGCAUUCGUUGCUGGAUCCUACGGCUGUAAUGAGUGGAAAGCGCAAGACCAGCCCUCAAGACAAAGUACACCCUAAUAAAGCAGAAUUUAUCAGAGCCAAAUAUUCGAUGUUGGCAUUCGUUCAUCGCUUGCCGUGUCGAGAAGAUGACAGUGUUGCAGCCAAAGACCUGAGCAAACAAUUGCAUUCAAGUGUGCGGACCGGGAACUUGGAGACCUGCUUGCGACUGCUCUCGUUAGGGGCCCAAGCUAAUUUCUUCCACCCUGAAAAAGGGAACACUCCUCUUCAUGUGGCAAGCAAAGGAGGACAAAUUCUACAGGCUGAGCUGUUGGCAGUAUAUGGUGCUGAUCCUGGUGCCCCUGAUACAAACGGCAAGACCCCAAGUGACAAUGCAAGGCAAGCAGGACAUCAUGAGCUAGCAGAGCGUUUAGUAGAGAUCCAAUAUGAACUCACUGACAGACUAGCCUUCUUUCUCUGUGGAAGGAAACCAGAUCACAAGAAUGGGCAGCACUUCAUAAUUCCACAGAUGGCAGAUAGCAGUUUAGAUUUGUCAGAACUAGCGAAAGCAGCAAAGAAAAAAUUGCAGUCGUUAAGUAAUCACUUAUUUGAGGAGCUAGCUAUGGAUGUAUAUGAUGAAGUAGAUCGAAGGGAGACUGAUGCAGUUUGGCUGACAACUCAGAACCACAGCACCCUGGUAACUGAGACAACAGUCAUUCCCUUCCUUCCUGUGAAUCCAGAGUACUCAUCAACUAGGAAUCAGGGAAGGCAGAAGCUGGCACGGUUUAAUGCUCAUGAAUUUGCCACCCUAGUCAUUGAUAUUUUAAGUGAUGCCAAAAGGAGACAACUAGGGAAUCCAAUCGCCAGCCCCAAAGAUAACGUAGAACUUGUACUGAAGAGCGUUAAUGAUCGUCAUGGCAGUGAGAGCCAUGACAACGAUCAGCCAGAUUAUGACAGUGUUGCUUCAGAUGAAGAUACGGACCAGGAACCAACAGUUAAAGCAAUCAGAGCAAAGAGCAUGGACUCUGACCUGUCAGACGGACCAAUUACAUUGCAGGAAUACAUGGAGGUGAAAAAUGCACUUAGCGCUUCUGAGGCAAAGAUACAGCAGCUAAUGAAAGUGAACAGCAACUUGAGUGACGAGCUGCGUUUGAUGCAAAAAAAACUUCAAACGCUGCAGAGUGAAAACACCACCCUCAGGCGGCAGGUCACUACGAAUAUCUAUCAAGUUCCCAACAGUUCAGAAUACCCAGGUCCCUCCAAUCCUUCGUCCUUAAAACGGCGCCCGUCUGCACGUGGCAGCCGGCCUAUGUCCAUGUAUGAGACUGGCUCUGGUCAGAAACCCUAUCUCCCAAUUGGGGACGUCACAUACCCAGAGGACAGUAUUGCAGGACUUCAACCCUUCCCUCAACACGUAAGUAAAUCGCCGUCAGCUCUGAUUGGGAGGAGUGCCUUUGUGACCUCCUCUUCAUCUUUACCUUCCUUCCCUUCCACGCUUUCCUGGUCCCGGGAUGAGAACACCCGAAGGGCAUCAAAGCUCGAGAAACAGAACAGCAUGCCGGACAGUGACUACGAUAACACAGCAACCGACUUGGAACCAGAUGAGGCUGGCUCUUGCCGAAAGGGUAAGCUAAAAAGCAUAGGACGGCAUGAAGAGAACCUUAUGCUGGAGCUAGACAAUCCAGAUGCAGAACCAGACUCCACACUCCCAAGCACGGAGGAUGUAAUUCGGAAAACAGAACAAAUCACCAAAAACAUUCAGGAACUGCUGCGAGCUGCACAGGAAAACAAGCAUGACAGCUUUAUGCCCUGCUCGGAAAGGAUACAUGUUGCUGUAGCUGAGAUGGCAGCUCUUUUCCCAAAGAAACCUCGUUCAGAGAUGGUUCGGGCUUCACUGAGGCUAUUAACUUCUAGCGCAUACAGACUCCAGUCAGAAUGCAAGAAAGCACUGCCUGCAGAGCCCAGUCCCGUAACUGACAUCCAACUGGUGACACAGCAAGUGAUCCAGUGUGCAUAUGAUAUUGCCAAGGCAGCCAAACAACUUGUUACUAUAACAACAAAAGAAAACAAUAACUAAUUAGUUUUUUCCUUUUUUAUUUACAACAUUUUUUUUAUAUAAAAGAAAACUGUUCUGGAUAUGUACCAGCAUUGCUCUGGGCUUUCUGUCAGUAUUAUGUUUGCAUGCUUUUUAAUAACGUUAUUUACAAUUUUUGAAUAUUAAAAUAAUCUUCCUUCUGCCUAUAUGUUUGCAGCAGAGUUAUAUUAUUUUUUCUGGGUGCUAUUUUCAUUGUUUGACCUCAACACCCGCUGGCAAGAUAUUGCUCUCUGGGAGUUAAAGCAGGCAGACAACAACUGGUUAGAAUUGUGCAUAUAACUGAAGUGUAGUGAUAAGAGCAGAAAUAUGUAGAAACUUAAACUUCAUUUCUUCCGCCAUUAUAAAGGUCAGCAGUAUUUCCUAAAUAAUGCAAAGUCAGGGGAAAUAUUGUUUAAAGUUGUUGCAUUGGCUGUGGGGGAGGCGGUGGAGAAAGGAGUUUUUUUAUUCACCAAAGCUAUAAAUAAGAUUUUAAUUAUUGAGAAAACUUGUUAAUGGUACAAGACCCUUAGUGAGGGAAAUAAACUCAAGUUGCAAUGGAUAUGGUAAAGGGCAGGGAAAAUCAGUACGUAUUGGAUAGGUGAUGUCAAACUUGGGUUUAGAAAGUCUUCAGAUUGUAUAAAGGAGAGGGAUUAAAAUCGGGUAUUAGGCUGCAGUUGAAGGGCUGCAAUGCUAAAACUACCUGCGGUUAUGAAAGUGACCAGAAAUUUUAGCUGAAACCAAAAGACUGAAAGGUAUUGCUGAGCACUUGUUUUUUUUAAUCGAAUGGAGAAACUUGAAAUGAGUGUUACCUGAAGUGGAAAUAAAACUGCAGGACUAUGGGGAAAAAACCAAGGGAGUGGGACUAAUUAGGUAGCCCUUUCAAAGAGCCAGCACAGAUACAAUGGGCUGAAUUGUACGGCACAGAAGCAGACCAUUCAAAAAGUUAUGAAAUAUUUACAGAGAAUAGGUCCAUAUUUACUUAGCUUUAGUAAGUGAGCCACAUCAAAGUUUUUAAAAAGUCACGUACUUUGCUCUGUCAGCAGGAAAUUGUCUGAGUUCUUUAUAAUGGCAUACUGUUUUUAGUUUUUCUUAGUGCUUCAAAAGAGCAUUAGAAUUUCUUAAAUAAUAGCUAAUGAAUUCUCUUGUACGUAAAUAGUUUUAACCAAGCUCCUUCGUUCAGCCACAUGCACAAAUUUUAAACCAGGGGCUGUAUAAAUCAGUAAAAUCAGAUUGGUCAAAGUGUAAUUGAUUUAAAAGCUGUACUAAUCAUUGUUUUAUGCAAAUUGCAUCUCAAUAUUACAGCUUGUGAGCUACAUGACUGACAGCAUUGUAUUUAUGCAAUGUGUAACCAACCCUUAAGAUUAAUUAUGCUUUUUCUGUGGAAGGUAUUUUGCAUUUUCAUGUCUUGCUCGUGUAUGCAGAAGCUAUUUAUCAUCAAUCCUUAGCCUGUUGUUGUACAGCAUUUUUGGUCAGUUAAUUCUAAGGAAGAUCAUCUACUUUUCAUCGCUAAACCUUUAAUGUUAACAAAUUUGUGAAAUGGUCAGCAAAUUGUAGUGAAACUUAUAAUCUAAUACUUUUUGCAUUAAAUUCCCAUUUCUGUGAAACUGUCUCUCUCAGUCAGCUGCAGUGUUUAGAACCCUUCAGGCAUGGGUUUUUAACCUGUUGAUGUAGAACCCAUAACAGAUGAGACUAGCACAACCUCGUUUGGCCUGGUGCAGCUAUGACUUCCAAUUCUCCUUGAUGGCAAGUGAAUUAGCAGAUGGAGGAAUGGUGAAGUUACCAAAUUUUUAUGCAAGUGAUUUUGAAAUGGUUAAACUGGGCAUCCCAGUCAACUUUGUAUUGAUGAUUGAAUCACACCUAGACUAAUGCAAUGCAAAAUAUGGUGUGGAUUUGAACUGGCAGGACCAGUCCAGAAGUGCACUUCCUGCCAGCAACUCAGAGUGUCAUUGCUAGCAGCUAUGAGGGGGUGGGGGGGAGGUGGUCAGGGUGGGAAACUUCCCAGGUCAUUAUAGUCGUUUGUAAAGGAGAAAAUGUAGAGAGAGAAAGUAAUAAAAACAGUUAAUGAAGAAGGGGUUAAUCACGAUUGCUUCAAUUUUUUCCUGAGCAUAGUGAUGGCAGAGUCGAUGUUUAUGAACUUCUGGUUAGGUUCUAAGUGGGAGAAUGGAAAAGUCAGUAAGAUGAUGUAGAUCGGUUAGUAGUUGUUAUUGAGGCAAGUGGAUUAGUAUAUUCUUGCAGGUUGUACUCAGGACCUUUUUAUUUUGAACAUGAAAAAUGAAGGGAAAGAUUAUUUUCAGGUGAGGGUGGGUUUUGUGGUACUGUAUUGCAAUAUGAAUUAGUAAUUAAAUGUUCCUUAUAAAUGACUACACAGGAAUUGGCACCACCAAACUACAGCAUGAAAUCUAGGCACCAAUGUAGUUCUGGGAUGAAAUUUGAUAGAUUAGUUCCAGUGCAAGUCUCUUCUCUGUUCUAGAAACUAGCAGCCUUUGAAUGGGGGCUGGGGGUAUAUUAAGAGUUUUUUUUCACUUUUCUGUCCCAGAAUGAAUGAAUCCCCUACAUACCUUUGCACUGUAACUGUCAUGUGGCUCUUCCUAUGUAAUAUUUGUGUCACUUUCAGCAGCUAAUGGUAUUUCAAAACCAACUAAGCAUGGAAUCGUGUACAGUUUGUAAUGAUGUGUUUAUUCUUUAUUAAAUACAUUACAUGAUGUA
Messenger RNA from Carcharodon carcharias (great white shark), 5208 nucleotides. It is a transcript of the gene git2a, whose product is annotated as G protein-coupled receptor kinase interacting ArfGAP 2a. Gene Ontology annotation, molecular function: protein binding; GTPase activator activity. Gene Ontology annotation, biological process: regulation of ARF protein signal transduction; brain development. The transcript has 20 exons. NCBI's taxonomy places the organism in Eukaryota, Metazoa, Chordata, Chondrichthyes, Lamniformes, Lamnidae. The record is from RefSeq and is a predicted model, not a curated record. Bases 205 to 2505 code for a protein of 766 amino acids.